AAGCAACGCUGAAUCCUCUGCUGAGUAUUUUGAAGCAGGUCGUACUGAAAAACGUGAAGCUCUUGAAUAUGAAAAAUCGGGUAUGCGAGUAUUCAAUGUUGGAGUUUUAAUGGCUUCACAUUUAGAUUCACCUUUUGAUUUGGAACGUUGUGGACCUGCUGUGGAUUUGGCAUUAGAAGUUAUUAAUGAAGAUUUUUUAAAGCAACAUAAUAUAACAUUGAAAAAGGUUCAAGCAAGUUAUCCAUCUUGUUCUGGUGAAAGAGCACCUGGCUUAGCCGCUGAUAUGCACUUUAAGAACGAUGUAAUUGCCUUCAUUGGUCCUGCCUGUGCAUUUGCCUUGGAGCCUGUUGCACGCCUUGCUGCUUAUUGGAAUACACCAAUUAUUACUGGCAUGGGUGAUCAGCCUCCAUCUGAAGGUGAAUUAACUGUAACUUCCGGUAUACUAGGAAAAAUUCACAAAUGGAAGAAUGAAAGUACGGGUAUGUUCAAGGAUAAAACAAAAUAUCAGACACUGACACGUAUGUCCUAUUGCCAAUGUCGCUUGAAGUUAGUAUUUGCUAGUAUAUUUCGGCAGUUUAAUUGGAAGCAUGUGGCAUUGCUGGUUGAUAGGUCUGACCUGUUUUCAUUGACUGUUGGUAAAAACUUAGAGUAUGGACUUCGUCAGGAAGGCUUAUUGAGUUUUGUGCGUGAAUUGAAUGGCAAUGAGCAGGAACCAUAUGAAAACUAUUUAAAAGAUGCCAGCAUGUAUGCAAGAGUUAUAAUCCUCUCUGUACGGGGUACAUUGGUGCGAAAUUUCAUGCUGGCUGCAUAUGAUUUGGAAAUGACAAAUGGCGAUUGGGUAUUUUUGGAUGUUGAAAUAUUUCAGAGUUCAUAUUGGGGAGAUCAUGACUGGGAAAUGGGAGAUUCACAUGAUAGUCGUGCACGUAAAGCAUAUGAAUCAUUACUACGCGUUUCGCUCCUACAACCAACAAGUCCAAAAUUUCAGGGUUUUGCUGAAAAUGUACGCGACAUGGCAACUAAGAAUUAUAAUUACACAUUCAGUGAGGGCGAAGAGGUGAAUUUUUUUAUUGGCGCAUUCUAUGAUGGUGUUAUUUUAUUAGGAAUGGCAUUAAAUGAAACGCUAACUGAAGGCGAGGAUAUACGCGAUGGUACAGCUAUUACACGACGCAUGUGGAAUCGCGACUUUCAUGGAAUAACUGGACAUGUGCGCAUCGAUGAAAGUGGUGAUCGUGACGCUGAUUACUCAAUUCUCGAUUUAGAUCCUAUUAACGGUAAAUUUGCAGUUGUAGCGCAUUACUAUGGUCUUCAUCGGCAAAUGAAACUGAAUAAUGAGCUCAAUAAUAUGUCUUGGCGAGUCCGUCCCGAUGAUAUACUUUUAGAAGUUGGCCGUAUGUACGGUAGUAAAAUUGGUUUACAGAAAUUGAAUGCGGAGAAUUUUUCGCUACAACAAUAUGGUAUACACUCUGGACGUGCCUCCAUAGCAAGUUACUCCUCAUUACCAUUAUCUCAGGUUUUUACUACGAUUGGAAUUUUUAAAGGUGAACGAGUGGCAAUCAAGAAAAUCCAUAAGAAAAAAGUUGAUAUAACCCCAACGUUACUCUGGGAAAUCAAACAAGCUCGAGAUGUUAGUCACGAGAAUACAGUACGUUUUGUUGGCUCAUGUAUUGAUUUGCCGCGACCAACAGUAUUAAUACUCACAGAAUAUUGCCCAAAGGGCAGUUUAAAAGAUGUGCUUGAAAAUGAAGCUAUACAACUUGAUUGGAAUUUCCGUAUGUCUCUAAUACACGAUAUUGUAAAGGGAAUGGCUUAUUUGCACAAUAGCGACGUGCAAGUACAUGGAAAAUUACGUUCCUGUAAUUGUUUAAUUGAUGGACGUUUUGUAUUAAAAAUAUCUGAUUUUGGCUUACGUACACUAACAACACCCUCAGAAUUUGUUAAGGAUCAGAAUUAUUUUAAUAAAUUUCUUUGGAUUGCACCUGAACUUUUACCACUGACAGUAGUACCAGGCAAUCCGGCUACACAAAAAGGUGAUGUAUAUUCAUUUGGUAUUAUUUUAGAGGAAAUAGUAGUGCGUGGUGGACCGUAUGAAGCAGCUCGUCAAUUUAUGGACAUACAAACUAUAUUACAUCGGGUUGAAUCGCACGAAAAUCCACCAUUGCGCCCAUUUGUCACACAACGUGAUUGCCCCUCCGAUGUAUUGGAUUUAAUGGAAAAGUGUUGGGCUGAUAGUCCAGAAGAUCGGCCUGCUUUUUCUACUAUUAGAUCUAGUGUACGUCUUAUAAUGAAAGGUUUUUGUGAGAAUCUUAUGGAUGAUUUACUACGUCGUAUGGAGCAAUAUGCAAAUAAUUUGGAAAGUUUAGUUGAAGAGAAAACUGAACAACUUAGCAUGGAGAAGCGACGUACGGAAGAGUUACUGUUUCAAGUUUUACCAAGACCAGUGGCGACACAACUGUUAGCUGGCGAAAUGGUUCAACCUGAACAAUUUGAAUGUGUUACAAUAUAUUUUAGUGAUAUUGUAGGCUUCACAGCACUUUGCGCUCAAAGCGGCCCAAUGGAAGUGGUCGACUUCUUAAAUGAUCUCUAUAGCACAUUUGAUCGCAUAAUUGGAUUUUAUGAUGUGUACAAAGUUGAAACAAUUGGCGAUGCAUAUAUGGUUGUGUCUGGGUUACCUGAACGGAAUAGUGAUAAUCAUGCACGCGAAAUUUGUCUAAUGGCUUUAGCAAUUCUGGAUGCUGUUAAGUCAUUCACAAUCAAACACAAACCAGAUUACAAGCUCAAAAUACGGAUUGGCAUUCAUUCCGGACCGGUGUGUGCAGGCGUUGUUGGACAGAAAAUGCCACAUUAUUGUUUAUUUGGAGAUACAGUAAAUACGGCUUCACGUAUGGAAUCUACUGGAAUGCCACUUAAAAUACAUGUCUCAUCGGCAGCAAAAUUUUGUUUGGAUAAGUUUGGUACUUUUGAAAUGGAAUUACGAGGGGAAGUUGAAUUGAAAGGAAAAGGUAAACUUAUCACAUAUUGGCUUAAUGGUUGCACAGAACCGGAUCCAAGACCACCAACACCACCCAAAAAUAACAAUGAUGAAGUACCAUUUCCAAUAUUAUUUCCUGCUAUUUGCAAAUAAGAAUACAAUUAAGAGAUUAAACUUUUUAGUUCUUAAUGUGUAGUACAUAACAAAUAUCCCAUACAUAAUCUACAGAAUCUAUUGAUGUACCUUAUAAA
Messenger RNA from Teleopsis dalmanni, 3219 nucleotides. Its product is annotated as receptor-type guanylate cyclase gcy-28. The transcript is spliced from 14 exons. Gene Ontology annotation, biological process: protein phosphorylation; intracellular signal transduction; receptor guanylyl cyclase signaling pathway. The coding region runs from base 83 to 3121 and encodes 1012 amino acids. Gene Ontology annotation, molecular function: ATP binding; guanylate cyclase activity; protein kinase activity. NCBI's taxonomy places the organism in Eukaryota, Metazoa, Arthropoda, Insecta, Diptera, Diopsidae. The record is from RefSeq and is a predicted model, not a curated record. Gene Ontology annotation, cellular component: membrane.